AUGAAUCCAGAACAACAAAUUAACCUUGCGGCUGAUGCCGCCAAAGAUUUAAAAGGUAGUUGUUAUGGCCCUAGCACUGGAGGAGUUCCACCACCCAAGCCAAAUACCGAAAUGAUGCAAACAGGAUCAGUUAAUGCUGAGGGACUGUCCCACAUGGGAAACGUAUCCACUGGUGAUGGUGCCGUGGGGUCACCUCAUACAUCUCAUUAUACUGGUUCCAAUGGGUCUGACGCACCUGAUGAACCCGUUCCAUAUGUAAAUGAGGAAGGAUCUUCAGAAUUUGCAGGUGAUGGUGAAAACGUAGAACCCGCAGAUGAACGCAUAUUACCGCCACCUAAUUUGGAUGAAAUGUUCAGUGAAGACUCCAUUAGAAAAUUGAGAGAAUCCAUUGAAAACUCCCCCUGCUACCAACGUAGAUUAGCUGCCUACAAAGAACAACAGGAAAGACUUGCAAAUAAAACCAUUGAUGUUGAUAUCAGCCCAUCCUCAUCUAUGAUAUCUCCAUUAUACAAGUUACAAUUCUUCGGAAGCUAUGCCAAGGGAAUGAUUAAUUUAAUACAAGAAAACUACAUAGUGAUCUUACUCAUUGGAAUGGUAAUAAUGAACGCUAUCCUUAUGUAUAACUACUGUAAGGGUGUCUCAGGCAACAAAAAAAAAUGCAAGGGAAAAAAACUCAAAAAACAAAUUAAGGAAAAAGCGGAUAAAGCCACAAAAGAAAAGAAUUAA
Messenger RNA from Plasmodium fragile, 726 nucleotides. RefSeq lists its product as uncharacterized. The transcript has a single exon. The record is from RefSeq and is a predicted model, not a curated record. NCBI's taxonomy places the organism in Eukaryota, Apicomplexa, Aconoidasida, Haemosporida, Plasmodiidae. Bases 1 to 726 code for a protein of 241 amino acids.